CUGCCUCCUACCCUCAAGUGCUCCCACCCUCCUACCCUACCGUCUUUUAGCCCUCCCCCCACCUCGGCUUGUUCCUCUCUGCUACCUAGGUAGACUUGGACUGGCACUGGCACACACACACACACAGCCUUUUCCCCUUCCUCUACCAGUCUACUUAGACAAACUCUCCCUUGGACUCGUUGGACUCGUUGGACUCGCCCUCGACCUCGCCCUUCAGUUUUCAAUGGUCGGCCAUCCUCCGACAGCUGGGAUCCCGGGCUCGUCUCCUCGUUCCCGCAUUUCCUCUCUUUUUGUGAUGUCACGCGUGGGCGGUUGUCGCAAAUCCCAGUAGCGCCGGCGGUUUUAUUGCAUUUGCAGUCGGGACUUACUCGCGCUUCAGCCCACGCCGGUCCCGGUCCCCUUCUUCAAGUCAUUUUGGCACGACGAGUACCAGCGCCAGCAUUAGCAAACAACGGCGUUCCGGCCUUCGGGUUCCCAGUCUGGCCCUCAACAAACAAUUCCCCCACGGGGCUAGUCCACUCAGCUUUGACGUUUUUUUGGCACUACGGCCACGACCACGGCCACGACCUCAACCUCGUCGACGACAACAUCAAUAACAGUAUUCUGGUAAACUACUGCUGCGAGUGCUGGACCCACCACAUCAACAACGGCCACCUGCUCCCAGUUCCCAAGCUCCCCAAGCUCCCCAAGCUGCAGGCCAAGCAGUCCCAUCUCACCCGACCCCCCGUCAGAAGCUCGAGGCGCAGCACAUGCUCAAGUAGUGUAGUCUGUCUCCCCAUCGUCAUCCUCAUUUCCGUCGCAAACAACACGGCUCGGCUCGGCAACGGCACCAGCAACCACAGCAACAGCAACAGCAACGACGACAGGCAACCCAAGACGACGAUCCUCUUGUGUCCAGAAUCCAGACUGCCAGACUGCCAGACUGCACACACGCAGUCAGUUCCUGAUACAUCACAAUAGUGCCCCGCCCACUCCGAUCCACGCCCUGUACUCCGUACUUUAUUGCCCUCUGGCCCUUCCCUGCGCCUGGCCUGCAGUUCCUGUACAGCCGCCCAUUUAUUACGUGGGCGAAACAUUGUCAUUUGGCCGACGGUCGAAUCGACGCGGACAGAUGUGCCUGGUUUUUGUGGACUGACUCCACCUCGCUGCUGUCCUCUCUGCACCCUUCAAUUGGGUCAGAAGCCCAGGCCUGGCCAUUGUACCGCAACAGCGCAGUCCACGCCCCAGAAGCAGUAAUCCCGCCCUGCAACCAGCAUCGUGACCACUCGCCCCUCCCUGCCAUCCCACCGCGCCCCCCCCCCUGCUGCCCCUCGUCCUGCUUCCCUGCGAUACACGCAGCGGUACAUACGCAGCAGUACCUCUGGGUCGCCCCACCCCGCCAUAGAACAAACAACACCCACUCCCAGCCAGGCCCCAAAAUCAUCGUGACCUCUCCUGCUCUUGCCUCCCUCGCCCGGCUGUCAGCUGUCUGGUCUGGUGGCCGCCAUCCCUAUAUCUAGUACGGCGACUCUCACCGCCGCCGUCUGGAUACAGACGCACUGUCCAGCAAUAUCAGAGCCGCACCGGCAGCUUCAUUCACUCAGUAUUCAACACCAGCACCACCCCCACCCGCCGACUUCACCUCUGACCGCCGUCCCAACCCCACGAGCCUGUUCCAAUAUCAAAAGCAUCCAGGCCUGAUCUAGGUCGUGGCCAUGUCCGGAUCGUAUCACCACCAUCUUGACAUCGACCGCCGCCAAACGAUGGUUCGGCCGCAGUGCGCUCCGCGAUAGGACACGCCCCUUCCUCUCGGCGCUGCUCAAGUGGAGCUAGGUACAUCGCAUAUCGUCUACCAGAACUGCACUUUUCAACACCACCGGAUUCAAAACAUACAACACACCAUGCUGGGCAAGCUGUUCAACCUGGGUAACACCCCGGGUAACUCCAACCAGGCCCAGCCUUCUACCUCCAAACAGGUCUCGUCGCUCGAGUCGGUCCAGGAGGACAUCCACACCCGCUCCCUCCUGUUCCCAGACGCCCAGACUCUGUACCAGCACCAGAAUGACCAGGUCUUCCCCAUGUCCAGCGCCUCUGUGCUGCCUCUGCAGACCUCGGUCGCAAACCCUUACGAUCUCGACGGCGACCUCGAGAUCGAGAGCCGCGACGUUCGCGUCAUUAUCAUGCAGGACACCUCGAGCUCGUCUCCCGCCUCCCUGCUGUAUGACAGCCAGCGGCCCCAGCUGCCCCAGGAGCCCUCGCCCACUGAGCGGCCCCAGACCAUGGCAGGCAUGUCCCAGGCCCUCCCACAGGAUUCCCGUCGUUUCGCAUCUGCACAGCGCAAAACCAGCACCGGCCAGUCGUCCAAGCCUGUUGUGAUCCAGCCCGGCAGUCCCCAGCCACGCCAGAGCGCGUUCGACAGGAGGGCUUCCAUGCACAGCCGCACCCAGAGCAAGGCCGAGACCGAGUCGCAGAAGCUCCUGAGGGAGUACAAGCAGGAGAUCGACACCUUUGCCGGGUGCAUCUUUGGAAACAAUGAGUUCCUGGCCUACAAGGGGACGUCAACCAAAGUCCAUGUUGUCCCCUCAGACAUGCGCAACGACGUGCCCAGCUCGGGUCUCGGAGACGGCAGGGGAUCAAUUGGCAGGUCGGCAACGAGGACGAGCAAGCUGUCUCAGUCCUUUUCCUCCGAGGCGGUGCCUCCCUUCAAGCCAUCAGUCUCUUCGCCACUUCCUCGAUCGUCUGACCGAAAGAGAGUCCUCAUCACGCGGCUCUUUCCAGUCAGUAUCCCUGCCGACGAUACUCUGGCAUGCACCCCCAAGGGGCGCUUUUCCGAGGAGAGCUCAGGAUUCCCGUUCCCCCAGUCGAGUGACGAGGCAAAGGCGAAAGCCAAAAAGGCACAACUGAAGCAGAAGCGGACACCAAUGUACGCGGUGGCUCUCAUCAUCAGCCUGCCACCCGGCUUGCCUCAAACCGCCCCCGCCAGCGCGUCGCGGUCGGCCUUUCGCGGUUCGAGCUCCUACAACGAGCAACAGGACUCAUUCCCAUCAUCCUACAACUCCGCGAGGCGGUCUGGCUGGGCGACGGUCGGGCCAAGCUUCGGCGGGUUUGAGGCUCUCGAUGCCGGCUUCAGCAUGGACUCGGAAGAGCGGAUCGACGCCAUCACGCGACACUGGGACGUCAUCAUGCGCAGCCUCACCUCUCUGCAGUCUACCGUCGCCACUGAGCUGUUUGCCCUGCUGAAGCAGGCGGACAUCGCGUCACCGAACCCAGCACCAAGCUCGGUCAACAGCCAUUUCCCCCGGGCGCCCUCGAACGCCAGCCAGAAACCGCCAAAAACAAACACCAAGUUCAUCUCUCUUCUCCCAAAUUGUCUAGCAAAUGACAAGCUGGUCAAGGAGGAGGUAGACGCUGCCAGGGCUCGGAUCGUGCUGGGUCUACGGGCCACCAGGGUCGUCACCGGUCAGAACCGAUGGGGAAUCUGGCGCGAAGAGGCUCGGUGGGUGGAGCGGUGGGCUGGCGGACGAGACCAAGGCUUCUUCUUCUUCAACCUGCUCACGGGAUUCCUGUCGGUGCACACGGACUGGCUGCAGGCUUUGAGCCCUUCUAGAUACCGCCGGCAGUUUUCCGCCCUGCAGAAGCUCAAGAGCGACGAUGACCUUUCGCUUCCCGCGAGAACAAUUGUGGUCUCGCAGGAUCGCGUGGCUGCGCGAAGGCUCAUAUUUCUGCUUUCUGCUUUCUUGCCCGCCAACCAACAACUGUUGUCGAUGCGGACGCAGAGGCCGCAGACCUCAGCUUCUUUCGGGGGCUUUUCACAGUCUCCUCCGUCAUUCAUCAUUCCCCUUACGAAGGAGGAGUCCCUGCGUCGCAAGAUCAACCGUCGCGGUGCCUCGAGGCAUGCCUCGCACUCCCGCACCGCGAGUACAUACACUACUAGUACGAAAGUCUCCGUGCCGGCCCACCUGGCCCACCUUAGCAUGGAUGGACAGCAUGGGCGCCGGGCGUCAGAUGCCGCGUCUAUCAGAACGAGCCUGCCGCUCCAGGGAAGUGAUACGGACAGUCGGAAGGCCAGCGCCGCCACAACGGCGACUGUCACGCAGGAGCACAGCACUAUUAUUCCGCAUUUCGCGACCCAGAACUCAGAAUCGCAGGCCUACGGUCACCCCGACAGCAGCAUGGCAGCCGACGAUCUGAAGCGUUCGCUAAAACGAGGGGACAGCAUGGGUAGUUCUGACACCCAGACGAGCUCGCGCUGGAGCGUGAUCAGUGGGCUCUGGAACACGCGGCGGAGGGAAUCCUCUCUUAGCACGGCGCCGAAUAGAGACUCGCCAGGCAGUCGGGACAGCAUACCCGUGUCGCCAAGGAAGCCAGUCUCGAACCGAAGGAACUCCCUUGCAAAGAUGGUGGAGGAAGCCGCUGCUCUGGAUCCCAUGUCGUCGCAGGCCAGGACCAGGAACUCCCCCAAAGAGAGGGACGCCGAGUCCCCAGAGACGCCAGACGCUGAACAGGGACCCGGGCAAAGGUCGCGCGCACCGAUCCCGAUGGAGAGGAAGCCGGAUCCAAGCGGGGCCUUCGAGUCGCCGGUAAAGACCACGAUCAACCCUGAGGACGGUGUCAUCGACGUUGACGUACCGUUUCCGGACUUUAUCGCUUCCUUCGAGACUGCCGUCAGCUCGCCGUCCAGCAGUGGCUACCUGUCAACGCCAGGCCUGAGCGGCCUCGAGUUGUUCGAGCAGGCAUCCCGGGUCGCUUUUGACGGCGAUGUGCCGAUGAACGUGGCGGGUUGGCUCCAGCGGUACCAUCCGGACUUCAUACUGCAGGCGAUCCCUCCCCAGAACGACCUCGUGGAGCAGGUGAAGGCGUCACUCCGGGCCGAGCCCACCCCAUACCCAGCUGCGCUGGCCGACGGCAACGAGGAGAAGUGGGUGGAUGUCAGCUCGGCGCUCAUUGCAGACAGCACCGACUUCUCGAUCCGGCGCGUACGAUACCGGCGCCUGAUCAAGCCCAGAAGCGGCGCCGAGAGGACAACGCCGCUGCUGUCCUCGUCUGUCAACACGAUGAGCUCGACCAACAUGACGCCAUUGAUCUCUCCUUAUGAACACCACCUGCAGGAGGACUUUGUCGAGGAGCCAAUCGUGACGUUGGACGACACCCUGAUCGAGGCGGUGGAGCGGGUGAUCGCCCACGGGAGCGACAUGAGCAAGGACAGCUCGCAGUGCUCGUCACGGUCGACGAGCAAGAGGCGGGAGAGCUUUGCCGACCUGCUCGCCGCGGCGGCCGCGAGCACCACGGUGUCCAACACUGUCGGCUUGGCCCCCGAGGUCGAAGUGGCCCAGGGCAGCACCCAGCCGCGGAAGGGCUCGCCUCAGCAGGGCGAGGUGCCGCGGGGGGAGUGCAAGACCGUGGUGCUGUCCGCGCUGGAAAACAUCGCCAGGGACGUGACGCAGAGGAAGAGCGAGAGGGAAGAGCUGGGGCGGGCCAGCAGCGGCGGCCCGCGCGGCAGGGAGAAGGAGAGCGUGCUGAGAGAGGCGGUGCGCUCGUGGGUUGAAGGCGUGGAUGCUGGCAUGGAAGCGAGCCAGUAGAGAUGUGUGCAUGAGGGCGCCGGACUGAGGGAGAGGAGGAAACACGCGGGCACCGACCCGGUGCUUGAGGAGGAGGGGAAAGCUGCGUGGAUUGGUGUUUGAGGAUGUUUUGAUGAUACCCAGAGGUCGAAUGAGCAUGAGCUAUUCACCGUUGCAUUUCGAGGAGGACGGUCAUUAUAGAUGGAUGUGUGUGUCAGCGUUGGGAGCAGCAGUCUGGCCAUCUAUCUAUCUUUCUGAGAGACGGAGGGAGAACUCCGCAAUGGUCUAUGUAUGGCAGGCACACAUGCACAUGUGCCCAACAACUAACUGGCUGUUCAUAUGAUGACAGCAUGGCCGCAGAACCAGAAUAAUAUGAUAAGAAAGUC
Molecule: messenger RNA, 5923 nt
Organism: Diaporthe batatas
Lineage: Eukaryota; Fungi; Ascomycota; Sordariomycetes; Diaporthales; Diaporthaceae
Exons: 1
Coding region: 1881-5558 (1225 amino acids)
Cellular component (GO): cytoplasm
Molecular function (GO): ATPase inhibitor activity; protein-folding chaperone binding
Source: RefSeq, a predicted model, not a curated record